Triticum aestivum (bread wheat) is the source of this 1049-nucleotide messenger RNA. RefSeq names its product mitogen-activated protein kinase kinase kinase 11. The record is from RefSeq and is a predicted model, not a curated record. Bases 82 to 822 code for a protein of 246 amino acids. Lineage: Eukaryota; Viridiplantae; Streptophyta; Magnoliopsida; Poales; Poaceae. The transcript is spliced from 2 exons.
ACCAAUGCACAUUAGCAGGAGCAGUAUCAAACAAGCACAUCCUGAUCCGUCUGACCUCCUCGUCCAAAGCUACCCGAGGCCAUGGGGCUCUGCGCGUCGAUGCUGCAGCGGAGGACGGAGAGGCGGUACCCCGAGCCGAGGCGCGGCACGGCGGAGGCGCUGUUCGUCGUCAGAGGCGACCGCCGGCCGGCGAACCCAGAGGCGCUGGUGGUCCGGGUGCAGGACUCCGGUCGAACACAGCUCCGGAGACAUGGCAGGGAGGAGAGUGGAGGACGCGGGGGGUGCUGGCGACAAGGCACCGACGCGCUGGACUGGAUGAUCGCCCGCGCUCGGAUGCCCCGGCUGCCUUGCGCGGGCACCGGGACCGUCGGGGUCGAGCCGGACGCGGCGUUGCGCACGCGUGAGACGACGGCGGCGGGCCGAGGUGCCCCGCCAGGGCACGGGGUCGAGCCGGAUGCGCCGUUGCUCACGCGCAAGACGACGGCGGCGGCGGGCCGAGGGGCCCCGCCAGGGACGCGCUGGACGCCACCAACGGCCCCGGUGACGCCGACGCCGCCCUCGCCGGCCAUGACGCCCAUGGGCGGGGCGCCGGCGGCACCGAGUACGCCGGCCUCGGCAGCCAUGACGCCGGGCCGGCCGGUGUGGCAGAGGAGGAUACUGAUGGGUAUGCGGUGCGAGCUGCCGCGGUUCAGCGGGCUCGUGCUGUACGACGAGCACGGCCGGCCCAUCCAGGUCGGCACCCCGGGCAGAAGAAACCACCGCCAGGGGAAGAAGAAGACUGCCAGGACAUCUUCCACCACAACUCUCAGGGACCUCCUGUAGGCUGUAGCUAGUUGCGAUUCAUUGACAGAGAAGCUGAACGAAUGCUUCUCCGCCGAAUGCUCUGCUGUAAAGCGGCAAAUACUUCUCAUGCGAAUAUAUCAAUGUUUGGAGGUCUUCACUGUAACAUUGCGACUUACAUUGUUGGGAAAAUUGACCGGCCCGUGGACACUGAUGCGGGAGCCGGCCAUCUAACCAUGCCCCGAAUUAUCUGUAUUUUUUUCUUCUAA